Molecule: messenger RNA, 3700 nt
Organism: Durusdinium trenchii
Lineage: Eukaryota; Dinophyceae; Suessiales; Symbiodiniaceae
Source: the annotation of a GenBank genome assembly
CAGUAGUUUCAUUCCUGCUUCAAGAGUCAGGAUUUUGUCACAACUCCUGUCUCAUUUGCGCGUAAUACACCCCUCCCAAGAAGGAAUAUUUGACCUUGAAACAUCCAAAAGACUUAGGUUGGAUGCUCCUGGCCUUACUACCAACGGAGCGAUCGGAUGCUCUUAGGUUGGAGGCUUUCACCGAAGCAAACAUCGGUCCCUUCGCCAUGGCUUGGUCAAACAGAGAACUGAUCAUGCAAGUGGAGCAGGAAACCAUCCGGGUCCUUGGUGCUGACGUUGUGAAAAAUGAUGGGCCGUGGCAUUACGCACUGGUUUUUCCGAUCCGAGUACAAGGUGAAAAUGACGAGACGUUUGACCAGAAGCUUGAUGAUCCAGCCUCCAAGUGGAAGGAGCUUUUUCCAACUGAAGAGAACAGCCCUUCUGAUUUGAAGCCAGGAAUGACGUGGGAGGAUUUCACUGCAAGAGUGAGACAGAAUGUGAAGCAAUACAUUCGUGAGAUGGGAUGUGAGGUGACUGAAUUCAAAAGUGUGGACGAAGAUGAGAUCUUUGUUCUGUUUGGCAUGAGCGACAAAGAGAAAGCACUGGACCUUGCAGAGAAAGAGGAGGCAAGGGUGCGACUCAAGCCGAGUGCUUAUGACGCUGUCGACUGCAAAUGUCCCACGGACGAAAAAGCCGGAAGGGAGUGGAGAAUCCGCGAGUUGGAGCGUUCUCUGCGAGGAGUUAACAUUGACAAUCGAUGUCCUGCUUUUGUGCGCUACACCGCAACCGUUCAUGACGUGGUGGAGGACGUUGAGGAUAUAGAGAUGAUCAGGAUUGUCCGGCAUGGCCUCCAAAGAGAAGUGCGUCUCCAGGUCUUAGAGGCUGAAGUCACCAGGCUCUUUUUCCCCAUUCACCAGUGGGAUGACUUGCAGGAGCUGUAUGCGCGUGGGUGGAGUAAUCCCUACAAGCCCUUCUAUUUCCCAAAGGCAAACAUGCCGGACAAUGUGUCAGAAUACUUCGGUGCGCACGUGGCGGCCUUCUUCCAUCUCUACAAUGCCUUCACAAGGUGGCUUGUGGUGCCUGCUCUUGUGAGCAUCAUCUUCCCUUUCGUCCGACCCCACAUUUCCCACGAGAAGGCCCACUGGUUUGACAGCAGCUUUGGAGGGAUGAUGUGUUUGUGGAGCACUUUCUUUCUGGCCAGUCUGAAGCACCAGAUGAAUGCAAAGCUCUUGAAAUGGGGCAUGGGAGACACUGUCAGCAGAGUGAAAAACGUGCGGAAGAACUUCAAGGAUGAACUGCGGGGCAGCUGCUCGGAAAACCUUCGCAACCUGCUACACUGGACCCUUGUGAUCCUCUUUCUCAGUGAGACCGUCUUCUUUUCGCGAUACAUUGCACUGUGGAGGAGGGAUCUUUUCGAUAACCCCGAUGGCAUGACUUUUGGAAUGCAGAACACAGAUGCCGGAAAAUACUUCAAGUACUUGGUCACGGCCAACAUCAAAAUCGUGGAUGCAGUAUGGACGCCUUUGUGCAUCUACUUGACCAAACAUGAGAACCAUAGAACUGAGAUGGAUUUGAAAUCCGCGAUGAUCCUGAAGCUUUUUGCAGUCAAGUCGGUCCUCUUCUACUAUCCCUUCAUUCGCAGCAUUUUCAUCCAACCUCACGUUGAAGGAUGUCCAGGUCCAGGCAAUCAUAUCUCAGGGUGUUUGGAUGCAUUGCGAGCCGACCUUCAGCUUUUCUUCAUUACACAGGUGAUAUCCGUGGGAGCUGGCUUGAUGGUGCAACUUGCCAUGAUGUACUGGACUGUUCGCAAAGAGCUUCAAAGGAAAAAGAGCGAUGAUGGGAAGCUCUCGUAUGUGGAAGUCCAGGCAAUGCUGGCGGAUUAUGGCGAAGAGGCAGAGGUUUCGGAUUAUUUGCAAGUGGUCCUGAACUUUGGCUUUUUGUCAAUGUUUGGCUGCGUUGCUCCUUCAAUGUGCAUUUUGUGCUUCUUGUCCAACCUUCCAAUGAAGAGGCUUUUGGCCUAUCGCUUUUCCUUCUCACAGAAGCGGGUCGUCCCGAUCAUCACGCAUGGCCUUGGCUCCUGGAAUUUUAUUCUCAAUGGUCUUGCCUACUUUGGUGUGUCACUCACUGCCUACAUUGUGGUUUUUGCAUAUGACAGCUUCGAUGCCAACCACUUUCACACACAGCUCCUCUUGUUCCUGGCCAUUGAACGCGCCAUUUGGUGUGCAUUCCACGUGUCACGAAAGGUAGGAAGGAAGACAUCCACCCUCUCUGUCCAGCCCUCUGUCGCAAAGAAGAAGAAGCCAUCCGAACGAUAUCUUUCAAGAAGGCUACUGAAACUUUCACCCCCGUCUACCUUAGCAAGCUGAGCCUUGGAGUGGCAGCCCUGAAAUUGGUGCUCGACCUUUUCUUGGGCGACAAAUCUCUGGCACAGCAGCGUAUAGAGGAGGUCAAUGAAGAUGAUCCGCGGCUAUUUUUGUGCUAGGAUCAAAUUAUCCUUUGUUACUGGUAGCUUCUUCUUCCUAGUAGUAAUGCAAGGAGCUACUAGUAGCUUCUUGCUGUAAUUCCCUUGUUCCUAGUGAUGCUCUUGUUCCUAGUAGCGAUGCCCUUGUUACUAGUUAAUGAAACGAGAUGAAGUGCUUCUGCCAACCUGCGAAGUUGUUCGAACACUUCCCACAGACGCUUCAGACUUCACAAGCAAUUUCCCGAUGAAGUUGGACAAAGCAAAGAAAAAUUUAGGGAGGCAACUCUAGAAACAAAGUCUUUUCAUCAGACCGUUCUUUUUUCCUUCCUUUCUUGACAAGCUGCCUAGCAAAUGAUCAGAAAGAAAGCAAGAAAAAGCUCGCUUUUCCAAUCUAGGAACCUUUUCAAACAUAUUUUAAGUUUCCGCAAAAAUCCAGGAAGCAAAUCAAUCAUUCGAAAGGUUCAAGCGCCUUCAAAGUAAAGGGUCCUUGAAAAGAGCUCGACCAAUUGGUGCACCGUGGCGCCUAGCAAGAGGUCCUCCGGUUUUUCUCACCCUCAUUCCAAAUCUAUGGCGUCUAUGGCCAACUUGGAAAGACGUUCAUGUAGCGUCCUUGCUCCUAGUAGCGAUGCCCUUUGUUACUAGCUUCGUGCUCCUAGUAGUACGGCCAGGAGCCCCUAGUACCGUCCGAUCGCUCCUAGUAGGAAGACAUGGAACAGCAUGGAACUCACUUCUUUUUUCAUUUCGUUUCGGCGUUCCGACUCGCUUUCUUCCGGACUCGCUCACGAAAAGAGCACGAAGACACCGAGGUUGCAGGCUUGAUCCUGGCGAGUGAGAUUCGGCGAAGCCAUCAUCCCACCGCAUGUUUCGAUGGAUUUUGGUGUGGCCCGGUAGGCUAGGUGUGUCUUUGUCUUAAGUUCACAGCUAGAGCACCAAGUGUUCCUAGCUACACCUAAUGAAUGUAUUAGGCACAGGCAAUGUGUAAAGCAAAGAUCCUUUCUGACAACCUCCCAAAGAAGCUCCAAGAAAGUGCCAAAGAAGCAUUUCUGGUCGGGGGAAGCAGUCGUCUGGAAGCUCUUGGAACUCAUGAAGCUCAUGGAGCUCGAGCCUGCUUGCCAGCAAACAGCCAAAAGCGACGUCUUAUUCUUCAUUGUGACAUUGUGCGUUUGUUGGGUUGGUGUCGAUUGCAUUGCUGGUUUGGCUUCUGUUUUCGUUUGUGCUUAUAGCUACUAGUAGCAUGGUGCCUCACCACUAGUAACAAGC